Molecule: messenger RNA, 3546 nt
Organism: Auanema sp. JU1783
Lineage: Eukaryota; Metazoa; Nematoda; Chromadorea; Rhabditida; Rhabditidae
Source: the annotation of a GenBank genome assembly
AUGCAUAUCAAACGAGUUGAAAUCGACGGUUUUAAAUCUUAUGCCCAGAAGCAAGUUGUCGAUAACUUUGAUCUGCAAUUCAACGCCAUCACAGGGUUAAAUGGAUCAGGAAAGUCGAAUAUUUUAGACUCUAUUUGUUUUGUAUUAGGGAUCAACGACCUGAAAUGCAUUCGAGCUGAAAGUAUGAACGCUCUUGUAUAUAAAAGUGGACAAGCCGGUGUAAACAAAGCCACUGUAACAAUAACAUUUGACAAUAAGGAUAAAACUUGCGGACCUUUAGGUUAUAGUAGCUAUGAUGAAAUUAUUGUGAGGCGGCAAGUUGUUGUUAAUGGAAGAAACUCUUAUACGAUAAAUGGUAGUGCGAUCACAAACGCUAAGGUUUCUGACUUUUUUCGCGGAGUUGGACUUAAUGUCAAUAACCCCCAUUUUCUGAUUAUGCAGGGUCGUAUCACAAAAGUCUUGAACAUGAAGCCCCAUGAGAUUUUGGGUAUGGUUGAAGAAGCAGCUGGAACAAAAAUGUACGAAGCUAAACGAAUUUCUGCUCUCUCGACAAUUCAAAAAAAAGAAGCCAAAGUUGAUGAAAUCAACAAGCUUCUUCAAGACCAGAUCAAACCUACUGUUGAACGUUUAAAGGCUGAUCGUGUGAAUUAUAACGAAUGGAAAAAAUGUGAGAGAGAUAUUGAGAGUGCUCAAAGGAAAUUAGCAGCAUUUGUUUAUCAAGAUAGCUUGAGAGCUUCUGAGCAGUUGGAAGAACAGAGCAAGGAAUUGUCUCAAAAACUAAGAUCAAUGGAAAAAGAAAUUGAAGGCUUAGAGAGCAAAAAAAUGGAGUUAAUGAAACUUUUGGAUGAAAAGGAGCAAGAAAGAAAAAUGAAAAAUAAUGAAGAACGGACAGACAUCGAUGGUGUUGUGAAAAAUGCCAAAAGUGUUUUAGUUGAGAAAGAAGCUGAAAGAGACAGCAUAGCUGAAGAAUUUACCAGUAAUAAGAAAGAACUGGAAAGAUUAGAGAAAACUAUUGAGUCCGAUAAAGCCGAGAUGCUGAGAAAUCAGGCUAAAUUAAGAGAGCAAGAAGGAAAGUUUGGCAACAAAGAAGAACUUGGAAGCGCUGCGGAAGAAGCUGUAAAACAAGCUAAACAUAAAUUGGAAGUUUUGGCAAAAGGAUUAACUACAAAUGAUAAAGGGGAGGCGGUUACGCUUGAGGCUCAGAUAACAGCAACCAGGACCGAGUUGAGUGAAAUUCAAACUGCUGUAAAAACGGCAGAAAUGAGGCAGAAAAAAUUACUCCCAGAGUUAACUCAAAAGAAGAAAGAGUUGCAAACUUUUUCUAAAAAAGAUUCUGCGGGCGCGAAUGAAAUGGCUACACUAGAAACUGAUAUAAGAUUAUGCCAGAACAAUAUGAAAGCUAUUAGUUAUAACCCCGAGGAGGAUAAUAUAAUGCAGGAAAAGCUCCCUGUUCUGAAACAGGAAUGUCAAGCUUUGAGUCGUAAAAUGUCAGAUAUUCUCAACCGAGAUGCAAGACUCGAGUUCACUUUUACUAAUCCCCAUCAAGAUUUUGAUAGGGAUGCUGAAAUACAUGGAGUAGCUUGUACUUUAUUCAAAGUGAAAGACCCUAAAUACGCUACUGCUGUAGAGACAGCAUUAGGAGGAUCGCUCUUCUAUGUUGUUGUUGCUCGUCAGAAGGUUGCAGCUAUGCUUGUAGAUAAGGGACUUGUUCACUCUCGCAGAACUUUCAUCCCUCUUGACUCACUCAAUGUCAGUUCGGAUAAAAGAGAAUUCCAAGCUAAAUUCAAGAAGGCUCAAGAAAUAGCAAGAAGACAGGAUCAGGACAUCCAGCUGGCAAUAGACCUCAUUGAAUAUGAUCCAAUUUAUCAACAAGCUAUGGAAUACAUGUUGAAUGGAAUCCUAGUUCUGGAAGAUCCAAAAUUGGCAAGUGACAUCACUUACAAUGCCGACAUCAAGCUCCGCACUGUUACAACAAGAGGGGAUGACAACAGACCUAACGGAACAUGCAGUGGAGGAGCCCUAGAGAAAAAAACCCCUUUGCUGAUGCACCUCCUACCAUAUCAAACCUAUAGGAAAGAAUUGAAAGCUAAGAAAACUGAAGUCGAAGCUAUAUCAAAGAAAUUGCUUGAUAUGGAUUCCGAAAGGAAGACAUAUUUCAGUCUAAAAGAUACGUUAGACAAGUCUGUUGGACGACUGGAGUCUUUAAAAGAGAGUUUAAAGAAUACCCCUCUCCAAUUAUUGAAGGAUGAAGUCGAAGCUAUAGAGAAAGAGCUACCAGAAUGCCAGGAAACUAUUCGAAGCAAUCAAGAUAGAAUAAAAGAGUUGAAUCAGAAAAUAAAAGAUUAUGAAUCUCGAAAAAAAAAUGAGAAGGCGUUCCAGGAGAAUGAGAAGAAAAAAUUGACAGCGGAACUGAAAUCUGCCGAGACUAAUUUAGAUAAACUCAAGUCUUCCUUCGCGGAAGCUAGAUCAGCGUUGGAUAUUCUUCGAGCUGGAGUGGAGCACUUACAACUCCAAAUCCAACAAGAAAAAGUAGAAGUCGAGAGUAGAAGUGAGGAAUUGAAAAUAUUAACUGAUAAACAGAAGAAUAAUGAGAAGGAGUUGGAAGAUGCAAGACAAGAAGUACGGACAGCCGAAGCGGUUCUCGAAAAGUUCUUAGGGAAACUUCGGCUUUAUGAUAAGGAUAUCAAGACGAUUCAACAACAAAUUGAUGAUUGUAAGAAAAAGAAGCUGAAAUAUACGAACGAAAUUGCUGUACUGGAGAGGGACAUUAAGAAGAACGAACAUGAUGCUGUGCUAUUCAAGAAAACGGCUAAGAAGGAGUUGGAAAAGAAUGCCUGGAUAGACGACGAAAAAAUACAUUUUGGAAGAAAAGAUACAGAUUAUGACUUCACAGAUUACAACGAUGUAAAAGGAUCAGCACAAAUUCAGUCCAUCCAGGAGAAGAAGAAAAGUUUGGAGCAAACUCUAAACAUGACUGCCAUGAAUUUAUUGGGAGCAGCCGAGGAAAGGUUGAUGUCGCUUGUUCGGAAGAAAACUCAAAUAGAGAGCGACAAACAAAAGCUGCUCGACACUAUUUCCUUAUUAGACAAAAAGAAAGAGGCCGAGAUAAUAAAGGCACAUACUCAAGUUAAUCGGGAUUUCGGAAAUAUUUUCUCAACACUUUUGCCUGGGGCUGGAGCGAAGUUGGAUCCUCCUCAAGGCAAAACUGCUCUGGAAGGGUUAGAAGUUAAAGUAUCUUUCAAUGGAAAAUGGAAAGACUCUUUGAACGAGCUGUCUGGAGGUCAGCGGUCGUUGGUAGCUCUCUCAUUGGUGCUGGCUAUGUUGAAGUUCAAGCCAGCGCCCAUUUAUAUUCUGGACGAAGUGGACUCUGCCCUGGACCUAUCUCAUACUCAAAACAUCGGUCAUAUGAUAAAAAAGCAUUUUACAAACAGUCAGUUCAUUAUUGUUUCGCUAAAGGAAGGAAUGUUCAAUCAUGCUAACGUUCUGUAUAGAACAAGGUUUGUAGAUGGAACAUCAAUGAUUACCAGGCUUGAAAACAAGAAUUAA